GCUGAGAGGAAGGAAGCAGCAGCAGUCACAAACAGGCAGCUGGACCGGGUGGAAAUCACAAAGCAUAAAGCUGGUCUCGGGGGAAGAGCAGCGACAUGUGCAGAGAAAUGGAGGAGCAAGUGCUGUGCAGGUCACUCUGGGGCCUGAGAGCCAAGGAGAAAGGGGAAGGGGAACUAAAAUCACGUGCACGGGCUCUGGCGGUCACCUUGUGUCUUCUAGGAGAUAAUUAACAGCCUAGCCCUGGGGGGCUCUAGUACCACAUGAGAGCCAGGGUUUACCUGCAGCACGGAGGGGGGUGAAGUGAAAGGCAGACUUUUGUGGCAGUAAAUGGGGCAGGGUGGGAACAGAUUAACCGUGCCGGCCAAAGCAAGCUGUGGACGCCUUGCAGCGUGUUUGAAGGUGAGCGUCAGCACAUCGGACCGUGGGAAUGUCGAGCCGCGGUGGGUAUUCAGACCAUCUGAUACUGACCCUCCUGCAUCUUUUCUCUUUGUCUGAAGUGCGUUAUGAGGUCUGAAUUGACAUCCUGCCAAGGUGGCCUCCCCCACAGGCUCAGCUUUCCCAAAGCCUCUGAAGACCAGCCAAAGGAAAAAUGCAUUUUGUGCAGAGAAGAAGUGGUCUAUAAUGCUCUUUUGUUCGGCGCUCUGUGAGAGUGGCUCUUCCCUCGGCACGGGCAAGGCCGUUCAAACCAGGAUGUGCAAAUGGGAGGAUUGAGCUGGAAAAAUGGACUUUUGGCUGGAACCCAGCAAGGGGUUGGGAGAAGCCUGUAGAGAAGGAGAAAUGACAGGGGGAUUUGUGGCAUGUGUGGGUAGAAAGAAGGUUGCUAUUGGCACUUGGGCUACAUCUCUUUUAGGUUGUCAGAGCCUUUCACAAAGGAGCCUGUGUGCUUUUCAGCAGUCGCUUACUGGGGAAGGAGUUCAGGCAUAUAAACUCUGUGUAGAAGAGGAUAGAGGGAAUCAACCUAGCUGCUUCCUCUGGCUCAGCCCUGCAACCUGCCUAGUAGUUCGGAGGACUUCCCUGUACUUCUUUAACUAGGAUUAGGGUAAAUCUGGGCAGCAAAAUGCAUGUAUCCCUGCUGCUUUGUGGAGGUUGGCAGCAUGCCAUCAGAGAGCAAUGCUGAGCUGGGGUCUGCAGGAGUGUAGCCAUAGCUAGCUUGGCUGCUCUCCAGCAGUGUCAGCGUUUGCAAGAAACUUGUUUGCGGAAACCGUGUGAUCCACAAUUCCUUCUUUCUGGUCGUGGCAGGAGAGACUGAUAUAGCUGGGCUUGGUUCCCCUAAAUAUUUGGACUAAGCUUUUUCUUUCCAGCCUGUAGAAGAAAACUGAUUGUAUAGUCUCUCUGUGCGUCUGCGCACAUGCUUCUUGACAUGACAACAAAAUCCAAGAAGUGCAGUUUUGAAGCAAGCUUCAGGAGCUGCUGCUUGUCCCCUCAUUCUCCUUGGUGGAGGAGGUGGCUGUCUGGAUGGUGUGGUCCCGAUUUUGUGAGUGUUUUCUUGCACUCAUGAGUCCUCCACCUUUGGUCUGUGCCAUUGUUUGCAUUUAUAAGAUGCCUCUGGCCACACGGGGUGACCUGCAUUUAAAGUCUCGUGGUGGUGGUGUAGAUAUGGAAAAGCCUUUUGUUUGCAGAAAGGACACAGUGUACACAAGGUAAGGGGGGAUUGAAUGCGUGGUCCUUGGAGUAUGGGUUGUACCAGGCAACCUAGUAGGGCGUUCUCAUGGCUUUCGGGAUUGAGCAUCCAGGGUGAGUCCAAAAGUCCCUCUCCAGUUUUUAGGAUGUGCUGCAGUAGUGCCAACGAUACUGGUCUGCCUGGAUUUGGGAAAGUGCUGGAAACUGUUAUCCAGAAAUGUUCAUAAUAUUCUGUACACUUUUUUUUUUUUUGCAGGCCCAAAAUGUUCAACUUAGCAAGGAAGUGACCCUUGCCAGCAACCGUAGUCUAGCAGAAGACAACCUUUUGUACCAGCCGAAAUUGGAAACACUGAAAGCCAGCGUGAUCCAGAAAUAUCAGGAGCUGCAGGUCCUUUUUGAAGCUUAUCAGAUAAAGAAAACCAAGCUAGACAGCCAGUCCAGCAAUGCUUCCCUGGAGACACUGUUAGCACUGCUUCAGACAGAGGGUGCCAAGAUUGAAGAGGACACAGAGAACAUGGCAGAGAAGUUCCUGGAUGGCGAAGUGGCUCUGGAUUCCUUCAUUGAUGAGUACCAGAGCAAGCGCAAGCUGGCUCACCUGCGCCGGGUGAAGAUCGAGAAGCUCCAGGACAUGGUGCUGAAGGGACAGAGAUUGCCGCAGGCGCAGCUGCCUUUGCAGCCAAGAAUGCCCGAGACCGCACCAGUGCCAGCCGCCUCCUACCCUUUGGAUGUGAGCACGCCUCCCGUGGUUGUGCCCCGGCGAAUACCGCCUCCACCACCUCCAGCAGUGCCUGCAGGACGCUUUCCCACUCCGUUUACUGCAGCCAUGGCCUCGGGACCAGCCAUGCCUUACCCGGGGGCUCCCUACCCUCCACUCCCCCCACGAUCAGGAUCAGGAAUGCAGCUGGCAAGUCAGGUACCACAGCCGGGACCCCCAUCCCAGUUUGCCCUGCAGCACCCUCCGGCGCUGCCGCAGAGACCGCCGCCUCGCCUUCCGCCGCACCCGGGCUUCAUCCUGCAGUGAUCCACUCGGGGUGCUAGACUCGGGCAUCGGUGCUCACGUUUCUCCUGUUUCUCCCCUGCCUGCGGUGUACUGUGGCCAGAGGGAAACCUCUGUGCUGCGUGUGGCGAAUGGCAAACUCCAAGCUGUCUGGCGGGGGUGUGGAAUUGCGUUCGGUCAACGUGAUUGUGGUUUUUUUCUGUUUUUUUUUGUAUAAUCAAGGACUGCACAGACUAUAUAUAUUUUUUCUUUUCCUGGGGUAGGGAUGUUGGAGUGGAGUUUUGUCAGUCUGGCAAGCUGUGGAUUCACUUGCGUUAUAAUUCUUAGGUUCAGUGUUAGUGGCCAUGGCCCACUCAAACCAAGAGGCACAUCCGUCUUGAUGUGGUUCUGCUGCAGCUGGAUUUGAGCACAGUCCAGCUGCUAGCAUCUCAAAGUCUAUGGCUGCUGGUAUUUGGGUAGCAAUGGUUGGAUCUCACAUCCGAAAGCUAUGCAUAAAGCUGCUGCAGCGGAAACAACUGGCCUCGGUGGGAGUAAACCCAGCCUCCCCAUCGGGUACAUUCACUAACUUAACAUCCACAGUCUGGUCGUUGAAAACGGCUCCCGAAUGGAAAAGGCUGCAGAUUCAUUUGAAGAGCAUCGGGAGUGGAACUUCUGGCUGUUCUGUUCUGAGGAAGAUGUAGGUAGUGCCAGUGUAGAUAUCAGUGGAAAUGGCAUGAGCCCUUGCGUGCAUUUCUCCAUUUACCUCCCCCCAUUUUUCUUCCUUAGUUAGGAGGACGUCUGCCUUACUGAAUCUGCCUUUGGGAGGUAGAGGAGAGGGGUGGUUGGGAAUGUUCAUUCACUGACAGACCAGGGAAUGGGAUCCCAGGACCUGGAGUCCUAGGCACUUUGUUUUCAUACCUUACUGCUAAAUGGUGCUGUUCACCUUUGCAAAGCUCUUUAAAUCUGUAUGCAGCCUCUGCUUCGUUGCUCGAGUGGAGGUAUGAUCUUCUCAUGGCCAUCUUCUCUUGCCCAGCAGCAUUGGUGUGGAGUCCAGCCUGGAUGGAAGAGACAGUUCCUUGUCUUUACUGGUGGUCCUGUUUGACCAUCAGCAGGGCAAGCCUUGCAGUCUGGCAGCUGGGGGUUUUCAUUUUGUGCUAUGUCCUCCUCCAUCUGUGCCAAAGAGUGGGAGCACCUUCUUCUUUAACAGAGAGCAGUCUGUCACGUCAUGGUGAGUGCUGUGGGCACGAGGGAUUGCCUGAAGGCAGUGACAGGUGGGCAUGUCAUGGAACAUCCACAGAUGUUACCAACCUCUUGUGUCACUUUCUCAUCCAUGCAGCUAAUGAGGUCAGUGGCCUAAGAAGUGUGCUCCAAAACCAGCUCCAGCUCUUGCAUGGAGAGCACAUGUGAGAGGCUCUGAGGGUGUAGACCGUCCAUACGUAGUAAUCUGGGGUUUUUCCCUGACAUGAACCCUGUAACUCAGCAUUAGCUCUUCCUCCUGGAGUCAGGUAGUGAUUUUGUAGCAGUGAAUGUUGUAAUUGGAAAUCCUCUCCUCUGAAAAGGGCGAUUCUGCUGUCGCUCUCCAAUGAAGAUUGGAGGUGGCCCAGCAGUCAGCAUGACUGGCUCAAAUGCAGUCCCAUGGGUAAGCCUGAGAAGUGUUUGGAGUGGGGAAACCCAGCCAGUGGGGAAACUGCAUCUCCUGGACUGCUUUUACCUGGGCGUAUUUUAUAAUCUAGGAACUGUGCAGGGUGGUUUUGUGAGCACGGACUCCUCUGAAGAUGCUUGUCCCAUAGAGCUUCAUUGGAGAGCAGUUAAUGGUGAACUGCGGUCUCUGUUCUGGAGAUGGAGCUGCUGCAGAAAUGACCUGCAUGGUUUGAAGCAAGCCCUGGUCUCGGGCUAUCACAGGCAACCUUAGCGUAUGCCUCGAGCCUCCCAUGCAAGACUCUGGCUGGGUGCCUGCACGUUGGGAUUGCCAGAAGCCUAGUAAAAGUAACUGGGUGCAUCUGUCUUACACCAACCAAGUGCCAACUCCCCUUGUGAGGGUGGGAAUAUCCCCUGCCGGGCUCACAGAGAUGGGAGAUGUAAGUGUACUAUGGGCUUGCACUUAACUCACUCGCCCUCUUGGUGUUGCUAGGAAAUAGUCCAAAAUAUUUUUACUACUAAUUGUUUGAAGUUGCCUGCUUUUUAGUAACCUCUGUGAUGACACAGCCAUUCAGGGAUGCUUUCUCAAAGGAAAAAUACUGUCUUUUGCAGGGAGGGGCAAUGCAACUUUCUCUACACAAAGCAAUGCAUUAUCGCGCAUGCAUGCAGCUGAUGUGCCUUACGAUCACUCGCGGUGAUCCGAAUAUUGGCCAUUGAUUUCCAAGUCCCUUGUUUAUCUCACUCCUUUGUGCUUUAAGGGCUCUUUCUUGCAGGGCACUUCCUCAAAGGGAAGAUUUUUUUUGUUUGUUUCCUGUUCGGUCACUCGGUCCUCUUAGCAUAAGACAAGGCUGUAACAGCUGUUUGAAUGUCUAAGCAGCUCAGUGGCUGGCUAGUGUUAAGUCUAGUGUUCUGGUUGAAUUACCAUGUGAGUUAAUAGAGUCUCCCCUGCUGGAGCUCCUGUUGCUUCUGGAAGCUGUUGUGCCACUCAUCAUGUGUCCUUGCAAAGCCGUUUGCUGCCAUGCACCUUGCCGCCGACAGGAAGAGAGCUCUAGGGAGAGAUAUGAAUCCUGCCCUCGUAGCUGCGACGCUACCCUGGUGGACGGUGGAGAAAUGAAGGUGGCGUUGCAGUGUGCGCUUUUGGGAUUGUGGCAGGGAGCAGUGAGCACGCAACUCCGCUGCAGUAACAAUUUGCCUAACCCGUGCGCUUGGAGUGGAGGGCUCUGUAAAGCCGUCCUUCAGGAGGAGGCUUCUCCCUGCGCUCUCUGGCAUAACACCUGGCAGUGUUUGCUGUGCCCAGUGGGUCCCUGUGGAGGAUUUAGAGAUGCAGCAGAUCGAACUGGGCAAGCUGCCUUGGCAGAAGGAACUGAGGCUCCUAGAAAGUAUCAAGGAAGCAAGCCCAAAGUUGGUUGAUUGUAGCUGUGCUGACCAGCCAAACAGCACCUGCUGCCUGCUCUGGUACCAUCAUGUCCUUUGCAGGAUCGCAGAGGGAGGCCUCCACCUGUCUGGCAAAGUGCAUGUGAAGUGCUUCCCAGGAGGGCACUGGCGUGAGCCUUGCACUUGGUGCCCUUUCUCCUUAAGGAUGGCGGUGAGCAUUGUACGUGGAGUGAGAGGGUGAGGUGGCCGAGGUCCCUGUUUGGACUUGGUUUCAGCAAACCAUAAGAUCUGGACAGUGUUUGCUCAUUCAGCUUGAGAGGACUCGGUGUGGCUGGGUGGGAUGCUGAAGCAGGCAUGCUGUGGCUAACUGGGGCAAGUCCCGUGCUUGGUAAUGGUUUUCCCCAAAGGAGCGAGCAAGCCAUCAAGCCUGCAGUGCUAAAGGGACCGCACAUAUUGUAAUGUGCUGCAGUUUCUUGUCUUGUAGUGGCGGGUAUUUCUGCCACGGAGGAAAAUGUGAGGCAACGGCCUUGUCACAUUUGAUUAGGGGUGGCUUGGCCUAGCCUCAUUUCAUGUGGAGUGAGUGGGUGGUAAGUUGAAAAGCUCUACAGGAAAAGAAAGUAGUCACCUCCCGUGUGUGGGGUGACAGGUCUGCUACUGCCCAGUGAGGUGUGUGGAGCUCGAACCUGCUUCCCAAGGAGCUAAGAGGUGCUAACUUGCUGUAAGCAAGAGGAGAGGUUGGUGCUGAGCUCCUGAUUAGGACACAGCAGGAGUUGUGCAUGUGCACAGACCAGGGCAGCGCACACGAUGCCUGCCCGCUGCCGACGCAAACUUCUCCCUUUUGUACGAGGGACCGAGGGGGAUGUCGGGAGCAACGCGGUCAACCUGACGCAGCAUGAGAAGUGCUACCUCCUUUGUCAAGCAGUGCACCACGCCAGCACCAGUCCCAUCUCGAAACACUGCUGCCUUGCGUGUGGGGAUACUGGCACAGAGCGGCUGGAAACAGGAAGGAGCUAACCAAGAUUUGGCAACGUGGAGUAUGCUGCGCUGUGGGUAGUAGUAAGUGUUCCUAAUGUAAUGAAGACACUAAAGAUGGUGUUUUUGCUGUAUACGUACGGACAUUUUAGUGGCUGUGACCACUGGUGCAUUUAAAAAAAUAAAUAAUAAGCC
Molecule: messenger RNA, 6775 nt
Organism: Alligator sinensis (Chinese alligator)
Lineage: Eukaryota; Metazoa; Chordata; Crocodylia; Alligatoridae
Gene: VPS37B
Product: VPS37B, ESCRT-I subunit
Exons: 3
Coding region: 1838-2641 (267 amino acids)
Biological process (GO): protein targeting to vacuole; protein targeting to membrane; ubiquitin-dependent protein catabolic process via the multivesicular body sorting pathway
Cellular component (GO): ESCRT I complex
Source: RefSeq, a predicted model, not a curated record